AUGAAAUACUUCCAUCAAUAUUGUACUGAGAAUUUAUUAGAAUGCUCACUUGUAAAAUUUAAUAAAACUCGUCUUAAUUGUAUUGAAAAGAAUGUAGCAUAUGAAGAAAAAUAUUUAAAUAAAAAAAAACACUUUGAAAGUCUGUUAGAUUUAAAAUUCUGCACCAUAAAAAGUAGAAAUAUAUUUAUCAAGACAAAAGGAUGUGAUGAUAAUUUUAGAGACAAAGGAAAAUAUGAUGAUCCCUUAUGUGAUCUUUCUAAUGAUAAUUUAAUUGAUAAUAAUAGAAAAAAAUAUAAUAAUAUAAAUAAAAAUGAAGACAUUUUAAAUAAUAAGAAUAAUGGUUUAUUAAAAAAUGAUGUGGAAUAUUCUGUGUAUUUUAUAUCAAGACAAUGGAGCGAAAAAUAUAUGGAGGAUGAUUUUUUAGAAUACUCAAAAAAGAAUGACAAUGAGAAAAUAUGUGUUUUUAAAAGUUAUGUAAUAAUAGGAAAACAUACUCAUAGAAAUUCUAUAUGCUUAUAUGAAGAAAUCAUUGUUGAAAUAUUAAAUUAUAAUGUAGAUGUUGAUGGAGUUUUUGUUCAGAUACAUGUUAAUAAAAAUCAGAAAAAAAUAUUUUUAUUAUCAACCAAAGAAUGUGUUUUAAUUUAUUAUAAAGAUUUCGAAAGAGAAAAGAAAAAAUGUGAAAUGGAAAAAUUAAAAAGAAAGGAUAUGUUCAUAAAUGAUAAAAUAAAUAUAAAAAACAAAAAAAAAAAAUUUAAAAUAAAUCCAAUUAAAGGUUAUCUUAUUUUACAUAAUAAAAAUUUUUAUGUAUCUCCUAAAAGAAAAAUUAUUAAAGCAGAAUGGUUUAAUAAAUCAAAUAAUAUUAUAGCUUUAUUAACAUAUGAGAAAUAUUGUUUAUAUGAAUCUUAUAGUUUUAAUUUUAGAUCAGUCUUUAGAUUAAUUAAUAUAAAUAAUAUACCUUUUGAAGAAGUUAAAAUUAUUUUGCCAGAUAUGGAUAUACUUCAAAGUAAAAUUAGCGGCAAUUUUGAUUCUUUAAAAGAAAAAAUGAAUAUAUAUAAUAAAAGGGAAGAUAUAAAUAAAAGCAAAAAUAAAGAGCAACACAAUAAUACGCUUACACCAUUUGACAAGUCAGAUGAUUGUAAGGAUAUUAAGAAAGUUCGUCUGGAUGUUUCCAAAAAUUAUAUAAGUAAUGAUAAUACAAAGGAUAGUGAAUAUGUCGACAAUUUUGAUUAUUCUGCUAAUGAAACUCCUAAUUCUUUAUCAAAGACGGAUGAAGGGGGGGGAGAAAAAAAAAAAAAAAAAAAAAUUACUGAUGAUAUAAUAUCAGAAAAUAAUAAAACAAAUCAAAAAGAUGAAUAUAAAAAUAAUUUGUAUAAUUAUAAUUUUUCCAAGAUAAACAAAAUGACAGAUACAGUAGAAUCUUAUGAAUAUAACUUAGAUUUAAAAGAAGAAAAGAAAAAAAAAAAAAAUAAUAAUAAUUAUGAUUCUAAAAAUAAUUCCAGCGAAUAUGCUGAAACAUCAAAUUAUUCUUCCUCAUAUGAUAUUUUAAAAGAAAGAAAAAAAAAAAAACAAAUAGAAAUAAAUGGCAAUAUGAAUGAAGGAUUUGAUUCUAUUAUAAAUUAUUAUAAUGAUGAUAUAACAAAUAAUAAUACAAAAGAAAAUGAUAUCCUUUCUGAUGAUUUACAGAAUAAUGAAAAGAGAUAUUUAUUAAAAAAAAUGAAAUAUAAAAAUUUAGUAGUAGAUUUUUCAUUUGGAAUAACUAACGAACAAAUAUUAUGGAUUGAAACAUGUUUGUUUUUAUUAUAUGAAAAUGGAAUUAUUUUAGUAUAUACACCUGUACUUUCAAAAAGAUGUUAUAUAAGUUAUUAUUUAUUAAACGAAAUAAAUGAAAUUAAAAACAAGAGAGAUAUGAUAAUAAAAGAAGAUCCAAAUUAUGAAGAAAGAAAUAAUAAAAAGAAUAAAAUUACUGGUGAUAAUAAUAUUAAUAUAUUUAAUAAUCAAUAUGUAGAAGAUUUUUUAGAACAUUUUGACUACUUUAAAUAUUGUAGUGUAGAAAAAUAUAAAAGUUUUUACGUUUAUAUGAAUUUCUUUGACACAAAGAAGAAAAACCAAAAUAAAAAUAAAAAUCAAAAUCAAAAUCAAAAUCAAAAUCAAAAUCAAAACCAAAACUUAAACAACAACAUAAUUAAUGAAUCUAUUAUAUUGGAUAAUGAAAUAAAUUCCCCAAAAAAUACAUCAAAAAAUAAUUCCUUUCAAUAUGCUCCUUAUAUUAUAAAUUGUUUAAAAACUUCCUUGUAUAGUAGUAUAAAUUUAAUAUAUUAUAAUAAUUUAAUUAUUGUAUGUGUAUGUGAUAAAUAUGGAUAUAUUUCCUUUUUUUUAUUAAAUUAUUUUUUAACACCAUUUCUUAUAUCAUUAAAUAAAUAUAAAAAAGAAGAGAACAAACUCUUUUCCUUAUCUUUUGCUAAGACAAAAAAAAAAAAAGAACCUUUCUAUUUUAAUAUCUUUAAUAUUAAUCAAAAUGUUGCCUUACAAAAAAUGACAUUACCUAAUAUGAUGAAUCUGAUUAAUAAAGAAAAGUAUGAUGAAUAUUAUGACAAGUUAAAGAAUAAACUUACUCUUAAAAAUAUACUACCCAAAGAUCCAAAACAAAAUGGAAUAGUUAAACGUAUGUAUGAACGAUUAAUGAUAAAAAAAAAAAAAAAAAAAAAUUCGCUAUCAUCAAAGGGUGGUAAUGGUAUAUCAUUAAAUGGUGGUAAUGGUAUAUCAUUAAAUGGGGAUAAUGGUAUAUCAUCAUAUGAAGAUAAUUAUAUUUUAUCAAAUGAAGAUAAUUAUAUUUUAUCAGAUAAGACAAAAAAGAAAACAACAAAUUAUAUAAAAAGUAUUCCAGAUAACAGUGAAGUUGAGAAAUAUAAUAGUUCCAGUGAAAACAAUGUGAAAAAUAAUAAAUUAGAAAAAUCAAAACAAUUUAAAGUAAAAUUUGAGGAUGAUAAUAAAAGAGAAUAUUUUAAAAAUGAGAUAGAAGAAAAUAUAAAAGGUUAUAAAAAUCAACAUGUAGAAUAUUACAGAUUGGAUGAAAAUGAAUCAAAUGAAGAAUAUAGUAAAUAUGAUAGAAAAAAAAAGAUUCAUGAAAAAAAAAAUUCCAAAAAUAAAAAUAAAAAUAAAACCGAAGUAAUAAAAAGAAAAGAAAGAAUGAAUAACAUAAAAAAUAUAAAAACACGAGAAAACGAAAAUGAAGUUAUAAACCAAGUUGAAGAAGAUAUAUAUUUAUCAUGUUAUGAAGAUAUAAAUGAUAUGUAUAAUAUAAAUGAUUAUAUAUAUAAUGAUAUUAAUAUGGAAUAUCGUUUGUUGAAUAUAUUAUUUUUUGAUUCAUUUUAUACAGGUAUGAAUAAUAUAAAAUCAAUAGUUUUAUCUAAUAAUAGUUUAUUAUGUUUUAAUAAUAAUAAAGUUAUAGUAUUAAAUUUAAUAUGGUUAAAAUUCUUGAAUGUGAUUUUUUAUUUAUUAUAUGUAAAAAAUUAUUUAUGUGCAAAAUUAGUACAUGAAAUAUGUAAAACUGGAUUAUAUAUGAAGACAUCUAUAUUCAAAUCUAUAAUAAAUUUUUAUGAAUUUGAUUAUUAUAAUUAUCUAUUAUUAGAUUUUACUAAAAAAUUAUGUUAUCAUAAUUUUUCCAAAUUGUUUAAAGUAGAUCAAAAGGUUUUAUUACAUUUUCACAAGCAAGUUAAGAAAGCACAAAAUUAUAAAAAUUAUAAAAAUUAUAAAAAUUAUGAAAAUAAAAAUAUAUACACAAGCAUCAAUUAUCAUAAUAAUAAUAAUAAUAAUAAUAAUUAUUCCAUCAUUAAUAAACAAAAAAAUGAACAUUUUGAUUUAUUCCAAUCUGAAGUCUUAUAUAAUGUACAAUAUAUUUUAUUCCCCAUAAUUGUUGAAAACGAAUAUAAUAUCCUUUCUAAUAAUAAAAAUGAAGUUUAUUUUAUUUUUAGUCAUUAUAUAAAUACAGAAUGUCAAAGAAAAUAUGAAUUAUUUAUGAAAGAUUAUAUUAAUUUCUUUACGUGCUCAAUUAAUAAAAAUUUAUAUCUUGUAUAUGAUUGUUUCAAAUUAAAUAUUAUUAAAAAUAAUGAACAAAUUAAAAAAAAACAUAUUAAAACACAUAUACAUUUUAUACAGAAAAAAAAAAAAAUACAUAAGCCAUUCUGUUUAUUAUCACAAAAUAUCAACCCAAGAAAUUUUAUUAUUAAUACUACUAUAGUAAAUGAUGAUACUUUAGAUAUUUCUCUAUAUAAAUUAUUAUUUUCAUUUUUUAUGAAUUUAGGUGCAAUCGAUAGUAAUAUAGAAUUAAUAAAAAAAAACCUUAUAUAUUUUACAGGCAGAUGUAAUAUAUCUGAUAUUCUAAUUUUUAAAUAUUUUUACAAACAUCAUAAUAUAAAUUAUAAAUCAUUAAAAAAUAAACAUAACAAUACAAAAUUUCACAACAAAUAUAUUACAAAUUAUGAACACUCUUUUAAUAGUGAAUCAAAUCAAAGUGAUACUCAUAAUGACAAUAAUGAUCUAUAUGGACAAUAUAUAAACCAUAAAUAUAUUAACAAACAAAAUAGUAAAGAUAAUUCACAAAUAAAUAAUAAUUCUUCACAAAAUUUAUAUUACGAUCACAAAAUUUUAAACAAAGUAAACCAUAAUAAGAAUUUAAUAAAUGAAUAUGAAAAUAUAUAUAACAAAUCGAAUACAAUAUAUACCCUUUCUUCUAUAGAAUUCAUAAAAUUCAUAUUUUUAUUAUUAGAUAAAAAUUAUUCUACCAACAAUAAUAUAUUCUUUAAAAAAACAUAUAACAAUAAAGUAGAUAAUAAUUUGUUAUUAAAUUAUAAUUUACCAAAAAAAGAUGAUCAAUUAAAUCCAGAAAUCAUCAUGAAUGAUAUCAAAACUUUUAUAAUAAAUAGUGAUACAAAAAAACAUGAAAAUUCAGAUUGUAUUAUUUUAAUAAAAAAAUUAAUCAAAAUAAAAAAUAAUUAUAUAGAUGUUAAAGAUUACUAUAUAAAGAAAUAUAAUAUUAAUAUCAAUAAAUCGUCCAAACAAAUUAAUGACAUCCAAUAUUUAGAAAAUAUAUUAAAAACAUACUACUUUUUUCAUAGUCUUAAUACUUAUUAUGAAAAGAAAUUUAAAAAAAUAAAAAAUAAAAUUAUUCAUCUUAUAGCUUUAAAAAUUAUCAAUUUUAUUAAAACACACACAAGUAUACAGACUGUAAGUAAAAAUUUAGUUGAUAAAAAUUCAUCUCUUUUAAAAGAUAUGCAAUUGUGUUAUGAUAACCAAGACUUAAUCAGAAAAAAAUUUUACUUGAUAAAGAAGAAGAUCAUAAUGCAUAACCUUUUAAUUUCACAGCAAGUAAGAAGCACAUGCAUACCAGCAAAAUAA
This is a messenger RNA of Plasmodium adleri (nom. inval.), 5394 nucleotides long. Its product is annotated as conserved Plasmodium protein, unknown function. The transcript has a single exon. The coding region runs from base 1 to 5394 and encodes 1797 amino acids. The record is from RefSeq and is a predicted model, not a curated record. NCBI's taxonomy places the organism in Eukaryota, Apicomplexa, Aconoidasida, Haemosporida, Plasmodiidae.